Molecule: messenger RNA, 1968 nt
Organism: Fulvia fulva
Lineage: Eukaryota; Fungi; Ascomycota; Dothideomycetes; Mycosphaerellales; Mycosphaerellaceae
Product: Meiotic recombination protein rec8
Exons: 5
Coding region: 1-1968 (655 amino acids)
Biological process (GO): synaptonemal complex assembly; mitotic sister chromatid cohesion; replication-born double-strand break repair via sister chromatid exchange
Cellular component (GO): cohesin complex; synaptonemal complex
Molecular function (GO): protein binding; chromatin binding
Source: RefSeq, a predicted model, not a curated record
AUGUUCUACAGCCACGAGGUAUUAACCUCCCGUAAAUAUGGAGUGGCUACAGUGUGGCUGGUCGCUACCUUGGGGCAGAAGUCGGCCCUCAAGAAAGUCUCCCGCAAGGCCAUCCUCGACGUGGACGUUGCGAAGGCCUGCGAGACGAUCGUUGCACCUGACGCGCCUCUAGCACUGCGGUUGCAGUCAAAUCUGCUCUUUGGCCUCACACGCGUCUACGCGCAACAAUGUGGCUAUGUCUUGACAGACGCCGAGACCGCCCGCAACAACAUGCGUCAAGUGGUCAGGUUGAUGAAGCAAGCCGACCUCGAGAAAGAAGGCGGCAACAAGGCCAAGCCCGAACAGCUCAUACUGCAAGACGAUCCCAACUACUUGCCAGACCUUGACCUGAUGCCCUUCGAUCUCGACAACCUCAACCUCAACAUCGAUGUGUAUCACGACACCCAGGCCACGUUAUCGCCCCAUAGCUCCCAACAUACUGCUUCCCAGCACUCUAUUGGUGGCCUCAUGCUGCCACCUUCGCAGAGCUCGUUCACUGGCGGCCCAGUGGGUGGUCUCGACCUGCUGAGCAUCCGCGGCGACUCAGGCGCUGGAACACGGCGGAGGACGGACAUGGUGCUCGCAGACGAUGACCUUGGCUUCACCAUCGAAGCUGAUGGCACAUUUAGAGAGGAAGAACAAGAGCCCAGCACCGCGCCCAGAGAAGUUCCGGUUGGUAUUGGCGGGGUGUUGUUGUACAGCCAGUUGCAUUCAGUACGUCUGCCGAUCAUGUCUUGCGAACGGACUGCUAACAAGUUGCAGCCACCAAGAGCUCCCACCGAAUUCGAUGAUGGCUUUGUGCCAGUCCAGGACGACUUCACGUUCGAUGACCAAUACAAUGUCGUUGACGAUCCGCCACUAUCACCCUCCGGUCUGGUCACGGCCGCUGCUGUCCGCCGCAGAGAGCCCAAGAAGCGCAAGCCAAUUCCAUUAGAUACGACCACCACCCUACGCAACGGCGAUCUCAAUCGUUGGUCGGCCGAGUAUCUGCAGAACAUGCGCAAGGCAACGGAGCUGAAGAGGCCAGCCAAGCUUGCAGCCAUCGCCAAGACGAAUGCUCGUCAUUGGGUGUUGGGUGCUGAUAGCUUUCUCGGCGAAGGAGUGCAUGGUCCACUCGAUAUGUUUUCUGGUGCGAAAUUGCUCGAGGCAUUCAGACCGGAUCUGAAGCAUCAGAGGGAGAACGAUGAGUCUUCCCAGAGCGAUCGCCGAGUCCGACCACGCACCGACACAUCCUCUGACGAGGCAGGCCGUGGAAUAGAAUACGAUGAUGGCUUCAUGCCAAUCAUGGACGACGAUACCAUCGAGCAAGGUCGAGACGCACCAACCUCUCUAGACGACAGACAUCUGUCCAGCAUCUUCCCCUGGAAUCAGAGCGCCGGAUCUCGACGACCUACUGACGUUGGCCACCCAACUUCUGCUUCCUAUGGUGGUGGAUCACAGCUCAACCUCUUCAGUCGUCGUGGCAGCCGCCUCACGUCAGCUUCACCUCUCGUCGGCCGUGGCGCGGCCGGCGAUGUUGACGAUGAUCUCCAGUUACCGGGAUCCGACUACGCGAAGGGCGGCAUGAACGACGACGAACAAUUCGAGCUGUUCGGACCAGCUGCUCAAGUCGACACCCAAACCGCUGCCCAGACACAAUGGCAGCGCUCGGUCCUCGGUAGCGAAAGCGCAAACUUCCUCGCGUUCGUGCAGAAUGCCAUUGAGGAGGAGGACCAGCUUCGAGGCGAUGACCGAGACAUGAUCGAUGAUGACGAUGAGCCAACGUCUGGGAGUGUGGACUUCGACACGUUGCUUCCGGUCGAGACAAACAGCCAGAUCGUGGCCGCUCAGGCUUUCCUUCACGUUCUGGCUCUCGGUACCAAGAACAUGCUGAGCGCUGCUCAAGACGAGGCCUUUGGGGCCAUCACUCUCUGCGUCAUUGCGGUUUGA